AUGGAAAUGCAUACGGGUAUGACCUAUUACAAUAAUGAACAAGAUGGAACAGCCUUGGUAACAAAAACCUUGGAAUCUACAAAUCACCUGACUCCGCUGCAUAUCCCCCCGGGCCCACCUAUAUCACCAGAAAGAUAUGAAGAGCUAAGGGAAAUAUUCCAGCUGCGCAAGCCCAUCUUGAAAGGAGAACAAGAAUCUGAACCGCUAUUGCCAGAAGCCCACAGAAUCUACGAGCCACCUUACAAGUUUGAUCAGCAACACCAGUACUAUGGCAGAGAUGCCCCACUAAGAUAUGAGAAGUAUCUAAGGAACAAGUCGCCCGACAAUCAGGAGACUCGUCUUGUGGCCGGCCGUCACCGGCCACUUCAUCCUUACGUCCACAAUAACAUCAACAUCACAGAGGGGGGCCGCAAGAUGACUUCCAAACCCCCGGAGCUUGACAUUUCGUACAGAGCUGCCAACAUGCUGGAAAAUGUCAAAAAGGCCCUCUGGUUGUCGACUUACAAGCGUGACUACACAGGUAAAGGUUCUAUGAAACCCUUGCUGCUGGAUGACCAUGAUUCCAAGAUGAUUGGCAGAGCAACUGGAGAACUGGGCAAGGACGUUGAACUUAGAGAAUCAUUUCCGCCAGCUGAGAUUCAAGUAAGACCAUUAGAAGGACAUAUUGCUUGCGCACUUCCAGGAAGACCAAUUCGCCCCUAUGACCUCCAGCAGCAGGAUCCUGGCUUCGUUUGUGAGCACCCGCCUCUAUGGACAGGCGAUUCACUCAUACGCAAAUGUUUAGAUGUGGUGCAGAGCGGCGGUAGGCAAAUGCCUCCGGAAACAGACAGUGGAGGAAAGGCUGAGGACUUCCAACAAAAUCAGAUCGAUCGUCCGGUAGGUAACCCGAGAGAAAGCAUGAAACAUACGAAACUUCCGUGGAGCAGGUUUCGGAAAAUUACAGAUACUUGGAAGACGGAGAAGUUAUAUCAAAGGCAGCUUGCUGUUCCCCCCGAACCAGAGAUUGUUCUGAAGCCCGCUGAAUCCAUUCGCUACGAAGAUCUGCCCCCCUCCCGCAUAGGCAAUUACAUUGUGUGGCACCAUCCCAUCAGCCUGUCUAAACCAGGCCAAAUAGAGGCGAGCUUUGGAACAUGUGACGACAUACCGGCUGUUCAAGGUGUUCCUACUGUGUUCACAGGGAUCGAAAGCAAAUCCGGUUUCCCGGAAUGGAUUCCUAACUGCGGGAUAGCUCGGCCUCAAACAAAACUAAACGAUAUGCAAUAUUGUUUUAGGAAGGGCGAAGCCAUCAAGCGCCUGAGUGAUCUAACUAGAGGAGGAAUGAGGGACCUGAGGGAUCACGACAGGAAAGGCAGAAGGCACAAAUUCUACGGCGUGAAUGCCUAUCACUAUAACUGA
Messenger RNA from Zootoca vivipara (common lizard), 1395 nucleotides. The record is from RefSeq and is a predicted model, not a curated record. NCBI's taxonomy places the organism in Eukaryota, Metazoa, Chordata, Lepidosauria, Squamata, Lacertidae.